Molecule: messenger RNA, 2685 nt
Organism: Juglans microcarpa x Juglans regia
Lineage: Eukaryota; Viridiplantae; Streptophyta; Magnoliopsida; Fagales; Juglandaceae
Product: probable beta-D-xylosidase 5
Biological process (GO): xylan catabolic process; arabinan catabolic process
Cellular component (GO): plant-type cell wall
Molecular function (GO): xylan 1,4-beta-xylosidase activity; alpha-L-arabinofuranosidase activity
Source: RefSeq, a predicted model, not a curated record
AACCAAGGUUUACUCCUGCAUUCCUCGUCCUAAAAAAGCAAACCUCGUUGCAGCUUAAAUCUUGCAUGUACCCAAAGAACGUCAAUAUAGAUAAAUGGAAGCCAUGAAGAACAACAUUUUCUUGCCUCUUUGCCUCUCACUUCUCCUCGUCCUAGUAAUCCCUAGUGCUAGUCAACGAUAUGCUUGCAACAAGAGCGACUCUAAAACUAGCCAAUUUCCCUUUUGUAGCAGUUCCCUAUCUUACGAGGACCGGGCCAAGGACCUUGUGUCGCGCUUGACCAUCCGAGAAAAGGUGCAGCAAUUAGUAAACAGUGCCACUGGCAUUCCUCGGCUUGGCGUGCCACCGUAUGAAUGGUGGUCCGAGGCCCUUCAUGGUGUCUCAAACGUCGGGCCUGGGACUCGUUUUAAUGCAACCGUCCCAGGUGCCACUAGCUUUCCAGCAGUCAUUCUCUCUGCAGCGAGCUUUAAUGCAACAUUGUGGUAUAAGAUGGGGCAAACCGUGUCAACCGAGGCUCGAGCCAUGUACAACGUGGGUCUAGCCGGGUUGACAUAUUGGAGUCCUAAUGUAAAUGUGUUCCGUGACCCAAGAUGGGGGCGUGGCCAAGAAACCCCUGGUGAGGACCCUUUGGUGGUGUCAAGAUAUGCUGUGAAUUAUGUACGAGGUUUACAAGAAGUGGGUGAGGAAGGAAGUACUUCUGGUAGGGAUAGGCUCAAGGUCUCAAGUUGUUGCAAGCAUUACACUGCUUAUGAUGUGGAUAAAUGGAAAGACGUUGAUAGGUUUCACUUUGAUGCAAAGGUCACAAAGCAGGAUCUUGAAGACACCUACCAGCCACCAUUCAAGAGCUGUGUAGAGGAGGGACAUGUAAGCAGCGUAAUGUGUUCCUAUAACAGGGUGAAUGGGAUUCCUACCUGUGCUGAUCCAGACCUCCUUAGAGGGAUUGUCAGAGGCCAAUGGGGUCUAGAUGGAUACAUUGUUUCCGACUGCGACUCUAUCGAGGUUUAUUACAAUUCCAUCCAUUACACUGCAACACCUGAGGAUGCAGUGGCCCUUGCCUUGAAAGCAGGUUUAAACAUGAAUUGUGGGUCUUAUCUUGGAAAGUACACAGAGAACGCGGUUAACUUGAAAAAAGUGAAUGAAUCUGUUGUAGACCAGGCCUUGAUAUACAACUACAUAGUCUUGAUGAGACUUGGCUUCUUCGAUGGGAACCCAAAAUCUCUACCAUUUGGCAGUCUUGGGCCAUCGGAUGUAUGUACAAGCGACAAUCAGCAAUUGGCACUUGAUGCUGCAAAACAGGGGAUAGUAUUGCUAGACAAUAAUGGAGCUCUUCCUCUGUCCAAAAAUAAAAUUAAGAAACUGACUGCUAUAGGACCCAAUGCCAAUGCCACGAGGGUUAUGAUAAGCAACUAUGCCGGUGAACCUUGCCGCUAUACUAGCCCUUUACAGGGGCUACAAAAAUAUGUCUCAGCUCUGAGUUAUGAGCCAGGCUGUAGCAAUGUGAAAUGUGGUGAUGAGAGCCUUAUUGAGGCGGCAGCUAAGGCUGCAGCCGCCGCUGAUGUGGUUGUGGUGGUGGUGGGGCUUGAUCAAUCUAUUGAGGCAGAGGGGCUGGACAGAGACAACUUGACAUUGCCAGGAUUCCAAGAAAAGCUUGUGACUGAAGUGGCUAAAGCCACUGUUGGAACAGUGAUUCUCGUUGUCAUGUCGGCUGGUCCAGUUGACGUUUCUUUUGCCAAUAAUAUGAGUAGGAUUGGGGGGAUUCUUUGGGUAGGAUAUCCAGGUCAAGCAGGAGGGGAUGCCAUAGCGCAAGUGAUUUUUGGAGACUACAAUCCAGGUGGAAGGUCCCCUUUUACAUGGUACCCACAAGCAUAUGCAGAUCAAGUGCCGAUGACAGACAUGAACAUGAGAGCCAACACGACAAGUAACUUCUCCGGAAGAACAUACCGAUUUUAUACAGGGAAACCUAUCUAUGGAUUUGGUCAUGGCCUAAGCUACUCAACCUUUUCCAAAUUCAUAAUAUGCCCCUCCACCGUAAUUGUCCAAGCAACCCCCCCAUCCAACCCACAUAUUAGUCUUUAUUCCAAGUACACCCCAAAUACCAUUUCCAAUGGCUCGGCAAUCGACAUUUCAACCAUAGACUGCCAGAAUUCAACAUUUGAUGUUGUUGUUGGAGUGAAGAACAAUGGAACAAGUGAUGGUUCCCACGUGGUAUUGGUGUUCUGGAAGCCAGCCAGCUCGGAGGAGGUGAUGGGAUCACCAAAUGUACAAUUGGUGGGGUUUGAGAGGGUGAAGGUUAAGAGAGGGAAGACAGAGUCUGUUACAGUUAGUGUGGAUGUGUGCAAAGGACUGAGUCUUGUAGACAGUGAAGGGAAGAGGAAGUUGAUCAUUGGACAGCAUACCAUUUUUGUUGGUUCCUCUAGUGACCACCAAGUGAGGCACCAGUUCAAUGUUCGCCUGGCUGGGAGUGGAGAUGUAGCCAUACAGGCUUUCUAAAUAUGUACUAAAGCGGAAGUGGUGGCCGUGGCCGUGGCCGUGGCGGUGGCAGCAGCUACUAUUACGAAGCUUACUUGGUAAUAUCUAGUUAUAGUAGUGGAACCUGUCUGUACUUUGCCCCUUGUGAGGCAUUAUUUUGAAUGGUAGCAUAAGAGAAGACGCAGGUUUUUUAUUUAUGAAAUUCUAUUAGCUUUUUA